Molecule: messenger RNA, 207 nt
Organism: Macaca mulatta (Rhesus monkey)
Lineage: Eukaryota; Metazoa; Chordata; Mammalia; Primates; Cercopithecidae
Source: the annotation of a RefSeq genome assembly
AUGCCCCAGUUAGAUACAUCAACAUGAUUCACCACUAUUAUGACGAUGCUUCCCACACUAUAUCUUAUCAUGCAGCUAAAGCUACUAAACACAAAUCACCACCAACCACCCCUUACAAAAACCCCCACCCUUCAGUCUCACAAUGUCCGCUGACAACCAAAAUGAACGAAAACUUGUUUACCCCUUUCUCAGCCCCAACAAUUCUAA